Messenger RNA from Ricinus communis (castor bean), 1897 nucleotides. Its product is annotated as autophagy-related protein 18c. Bases 409 to 1638 code for a protein of 409 amino acids. The record is from RefSeq and is a predicted model, not a curated record. Lineage: Eukaryota; Viridiplantae; Streptophyta; Magnoliopsida; Malpighiales; Euphorbiaceae. Gene Ontology annotation, molecular function: protein binding; phosphatidylinositol-3,5-bisphosphate binding; phosphatidylinositol-3-phosphate binding. Gene Ontology annotation, cellular component: cytosol; extrinsic component of membrane; phagophore assembly site membrane. The transcript is spliced from 7 exons. Gene Ontology annotation, biological process: nucleophagy; autophagy of mitochondrion; protein lipidation.
AUAGGCAAAAAAGUAAUAAAAGGGAGCCAUGAGUAAAAAAUAAGGGGCCAAUUUAGGCAAUAGGAAGAGAAAUCAUAUAGUUGGCGCAAGAGAAGACAAAAACGCUGGUUGAGGGCGAGGGCGACGGAUCGCCGGAAUGUAGCGGCAGUAGCAGUGGUACUUCAUACUUGUAAAAUAAACUACAUCACAACAAACAAGCAAGAAGAAAGCAGGAAACUCCCCCAAUCACUCGACACUCACUUUAGAGGAACAUUGCUUGAUCUGAUUAAAAUUAGAGAAAAUAAUCGAUCGCCCUCUUUCCCAGUUCUUUUAACAGUGUUCCUUCAACGUUGUCUUUCCUGUUUCCUAUGGCUUCCUUCGCUUUUUGACUGCUUCACGCAAGCGUUAGUUACUAUUCCUCCCUCCCUCAUGACUUCAACUGUUUCAACUUCUCGAAGAUUUCUUCCCCCAAUAGGCCAUGGCUCCUUUGAAUCCCCAAAUAUCAUUGCUUCUGGAUCUUUAGUCCCACCCCAGUCGGACAGUGUUGAAGUAGACUUACUCUCUGUGUCUUGGAAUCAGGAUUAUGGAUGCUUUGCUGCUGGCACGAACUGCGGAUUUCGUAUUUAUAACUGCGAGCCUUUUAAGGAAACUUUCAGACGUGAUCUGAAAAGUGGGGGAUUCAAAAUUGUUGAGAUGCUGUUCCGCUGCAAUAUUCUGGCACUUGUUGGCAGAGAUUCUAAUUCCCAGCAUCCUCCAAACAAAGUUUUAAUCUGGGAUGAUCAUCAAAGCCGGUGCAUUGGUGAAUUUUCAUUUAGGUCUGAGGUUCGUGCAGUUAAAUUAAGGAGGGAUCGAAUUGUUGUUGUUCUUGAGCACAAAAUAUAUGUUUAUAGUUUCAUGGAUCUAAAACUUCUUCAUCAGAUCGAGACGCUAGCAAAUCCGAGAGGGCUAUGCUGCCUUUCUCACCACUCAAAUACAUCCGUUUUAGCUUGCCCAGGUCUUCAUCGAGGACAGGUUCGAAUUGAACACUUUGGGCUGAAUGUCAUGAAGUUGAUUAAUGCUCACGACUCUCACCUUGCAUGCAUCACCUUGACAAUGGAUGGCCUGCUUCUUGCAACUGCUAGUAUAAGAGGCACUUUGAUAAGAAUUUUCAAUACAAUGGAUGGGACUCGCUUGCAAGAGGUUCGAAGAGGAGUUGACAGAGCAGAUAUUUAUGGCAUUGCACUCUCUACCAAUGUCCAGUGGUUAGCUGUAUCAAGUGACAAAGGUACUGUUCACAUUUUCAGUCUUAGAGUUCGUGUUGCUGGGGAGGAUCCUUCCUCUCAGUCAAGUCCUAUUCAAGGUCCAGCACUGCAGAACCAGAAUUCAUCAAAUUUCCUUGAUGCCCUUAUCUCUCCAAGCACUAGUGCCAACCCUGGCUCAUCAUUGUCUUUUAUGAGAGGGCAUUUGUGCUUUAGAGGACGAUACAUCUGUCUUUUUCUUUUCUGUUUUCAGGGGUACUACCAAAGUAUUUUAGCUCAGAGUGGUCGUUUGCUCAGUUCCAUUUACCAGAAGAUACUCAAUUUAUUGCAGCAUUUGGAUCCCAGAAUACUGUCAUCAUUGUUGGCAUGGAUGGAAGUUUCUACAGGUGCAGCUUUGAUCCAGUUCAUGGUGGGGAGAUGAUGCAGCAGGAAUAUGUGCGUUUUCUGAAAACAGAGAGCACCCCUAGAUAGGGAUUUUCUAGAAACAGAGAGCACGGGGUGCGAGUCGUAUAUAGUUAUCGUCCUUCCUGUGUAAAUAUGGAUCCAUCUUGAAUGUCUGUCUAUCAUGUAAAUAUUGUGGCAACAAAUUUAACUAACUGUACAGCAUUUUGUAAGCAGUUGUUGUUGCAAUUGCAAUUGCUUACUGGUGGCAAUAAAUGAAUUGCAGUCGAGUUCACAUC